Messenger RNA from Oryza brachyantha (malo sina), 1240 nucleotides. RefSeq lists its product as uncharacterized. NCBI's taxonomy places the organism in Eukaryota, Viridiplantae, Streptophyta, Magnoliopsida, Poales, Poaceae. The transcript is spliced from 3 exons. The coding region runs from base 161 to 844 and encodes 227 amino acids. The record is from RefSeq and is a predicted model, not a curated record.
GAUCCCGCGAAACCCGCCGCUCCCCGCGCCGCCGGCCGCCCUGCGCAACCGCCGCAGCCCAGUCCCCGGCCCCGACCAUCCCGGGCCUCGAUUCGCGCGGGGCUCGCGAGGAAACCGCGCGAUUUCAAGCCGAUUGAUUCCCACCCGAGGUGGGUGGGGGAUGGUGGGGUUCAUGGGGAAGAGGAAGGAGCUGGACCAGGUGGUGGACGGCCUCUCCGACUUCUCCCUCUCCGGCCCCGCCGCGAAGAGCCGCAGAUUGGAUAUUGGACUCCCACCUAUUAUGGAAGAAGAAAUGCCAGGUCCUUCCACACCAUUUGGACAUGAGAUGCUAGGAGAGGAAAUCCACAAUGUUGUUAGCAUGCCCAUUAUGGAAGACAUGGUGAGAGGUGGCAUGGAAUCUCAUCCGUCAAGUGAGGAUAAGGCACUUGUUUUAUACAAGCCAGUAGACAACACUGUUUGCCUUGGGCCUGGGACCUUGAACCCUUCAAUCAUCAUCAGUCCAGACUUGAUACGUGGUCUAAAGAAUCAAGCGUUUAAUGAAAGGAACUAUCAUAGGCUGGAGGACAAAUCUCCUGGAUGCAGCAACUCCUUGGCUUUGGUUCCUUGGACACCACCAAAGAUUGCCACAAUAUCUGAUUUGCCCACUUCCAAUUCGAAAAACACAGAAUUUCUUGAAGUGCCCAUGGAGUCUGAUGAGACAGAAGUCGACUCUAUGGAUGUCGAGGAAUCUCCUGAAAUAACUGUUGCAACAAUCGACAAUGACAGCCUUCACCAAUGGCAACAACACUGUAUGACCCCGUCGUCGCUACCAAACCCUUCAGCCCAUGUUAUGUGGUCAAGGUGACUGUCGGAUGGCAUUGCUGCGACUUGACUGCUGCUUUUCACUUACACUAAGGAUGAAGAAAAUACUCCAGUUAGUUAGCAUCCACGAGCUAUACAACAAAUAGCUGCCUCGUUAGAUCACUUGGAAAAUGACUAUUAUGUGCAUAAUAGCUCCUAGCGUAGUGCUGAUCUUGGACAACAGUUCCAUUAUUAGAGUGCUUGUACACCAUUGUUGUUACGAAACAACACAUGGCUGUAUGCAUUGCUGGCAUCCAGUCAAUUUAUCUAGCAUGUUGGAUUUAACAUCUCAAUGUCUUUUAGGAGUACUCUUUCCCAUUGUGAUAUUGUAGAUAUAUGUUCCUAUUUUAUGAGUAAAUUUCAAAUAACUCUACGUUUAAUGGUUAAAGUUGUAUAUUAC